Poeciliopsis prolifica (blackstripe livebearer) is the source of this 3592-nucleotide messenger RNA. RefSeq lists its product as uncharacterized. The transcript has 3 exons. The record is from RefSeq and is a predicted model, not a curated record. NCBI's taxonomy places the organism in Eukaryota, Metazoa, Chordata, Actinopteri, Cyprinodontiformes, Poeciliidae. The coding region runs from base 301 to 927 and encodes 208 amino acids.
UCCUGGCGGAAGAUUUUCUUCACAUCAAUUAAGCUCAGUCAAUUCCUUCCUGAAGUUUCAAUUUCUUGCUGGAACGCUGCAGCCUUAAAGAGUGCUUACUUUCAUGCAUUAAAUGAAUCUAUUAAGGAUGAAUUAGCCACACUACAUGAACCCGAGACAUUGGAAGAACUAAUAAAUCAGACCAUCCAACUCAAUAACAGAAUCCAUUCAAGAACAAAAGAAGGAAACCAAAGAAUCCCACCUGUCAGAACAUUUUCUGUCUCUGCUCCUACUCACUCCGUUUCCUCUCCGCAGAAUCAAAUGAACCCCGAACUCAUGCAAAUAGGCCACACACAUCUCACCCCGGAGGAGAGACAAAAAAGGCUGAUCUCCCGUCUCUGUUUGUACUAUUUCAUAGAAACUGCUCCUCUCACCGUACCUCUUCAUGUCUCUGCCUUAGAUGGGAAGGCCCUUCCUCAGAUCGCCCUCAAAACUAAGCCGCUGCAUUUAAUCAUUUCUGUUCCCUCAGGUCCAUCACCAACAGGACUACAAGAAGUAGACCCUCCCGAUUUAUCAUCCAUCCCAGCCAAGUACCACGAUUUAGCACCUGUUUUCAGUAAAACUAAAGCGCUAUUACUUCCACCUCAUCGCCCCUAUGACUGCCAUAGAUCUUCAUUACCCACCAGCCGUCUGUACAACAUUUCACUACCUGAGCGCAAGACAAUGAAGAAGUGUCUUAAAGAUUCCCUGGCAGCUGGAAUAAUUCACCCUUCCUCCUGUCCCCUGAGUGCUGGAUUCUUCUUCGUAGGUAAGAAGGACAGAUUGCUCAAACCGUGCAUCGCCUUCAGAGGUUUGAAUCGGAUAAAGACAAGAAUCCUCUGCCUCUCCUUUCCUGUUUUUGAACCAGUACAAGCCAAGUACAUGGAGCCACUAUUUUUACCGAGCUAGAUCUCAGAAAUGCAUAUCAUCUUUUAUCCGCCAGGGGGACGAGUGGAAGACUGCAUUUAAAACGCCCAUCGGACACUUUGAGUAUUUAGUAAUGCUUUUCCGGUUGUCUAAUGCUCCAGCAUUUUUUUCUAGCCCUCGUAAAUGACGUAUUGAGAGACUUUCUGAAUGUUUUUGUUUACCUUGACGACUUUUUUUUUAAUCUAUUCUAAGUCCCUUGCUGAGCACAAACAACAUGUCUUUAUCAUCCUUCAAAGCCUCAUGAAAAAUGAGCUGUAUGUCAAAUCCAUAAAAUGUGAGUUCCAUCAUACAUCAGUUUAAUUACUUGGAUUCAUUCUCGACGGCAGACAGGUAAUGCCUAUGGAGAAGAAAGUCAAGGCAGUUUUGAAUUGAGACACUACUCCUGAGACACAAAAGGAGCUAUGGAGGUUUCUCGGAUUUGCUAACUUCUACCGCCGCUUAAUUCACAACUACAGCCAAACGGCAUUAUCUCUAACUGCACUAACCUCAAACAAGACUACUUUUGUUUGGACUCGUGAAUUGCCCAGCUUUCAAACAGCUCAAAUCACUCUUCGCCAAUGCUCCAGUACUCAUCCAACCAGAUCCAGCCAUUCAUUGUAGAAGCUGAUGUGUCUGAUACCAGAGUUGGAGCCAUACUUUCACCCACCAUUGAGCCUUUUUCUCCUGCAGAUUGUCUCCCAGUGAAUGCAACUAUGAUGUAGGUGAUCAAGAACGUCAAGCCAUAAAGCCAGCUUUGGAGGAAUGGCGGCAUUGAUUUGAGGGUACAGAACAUCCCGUGCUGGUCUGGACUGAUCACAAGAACUUCUUCUAUCUCCAAUCUUCCAAAAGAUUAAGCCCUCGUUAGUCUCUUUGGUAUUUGUUCUUCUACAGAUUCAACCUUUCCAUUUCUUAUUGCCCAUAAUCCAGAAACAUCCAACCGGAUGCCCUGUCACGACUCCAUUCACCUGACAAUUCAGAGAAGUCCUCUGCCACCAUUCUAUCUGUAGCUGUACUUAUUAUUGCUGUUCUCUGGGAGGUUGAGGAUUUAAUUCAACAAGCUCAACAAUCGGAACCCGUUCCUGAUACAUCCCCCCCACGUACACACCGGACAGAGGUGCGUACGUAGAUUCACUCCUCCACUGGAUCCACUCAUCCAAAUUCUCCGGAAACCCAGGUAUCAGUCACACCAUUUCCUUCAUUAACUGUGGGUUUUGGUGGCCAUCUGUUCAUAAAGAUGUGAGAGAGUAUGUCCUAGCCUGUUCAGUCUGCUCCAGAACAAGCAGCCAAUACCUCAUCUCAUCAAUCUCCCUCUGGUCUUCAACCAUUACCAAUACCCAAUGCUCUUGGUCCCACAUUUCCGUCGACUUUUUCACCAGCUUACCCCCAUCAUCACAAUCUUCACCAUCAUCGACCCUUUCCAAAUCCUGUCAUUUAACUCCCCUCAGAAAGCCCCCAAACUGCCCAGCUACUCAUUAAACAUGUUUUUUGACUGCAUGGAAUUCAUUUCUCAGGUUUGGCAACAUUUUUGUCUAGCUCUCAAUGCCAAGUCACAUUACCUUCCAGAUAUCAUCCACAAUCAAACGGCCAAACUAAACGUAUGAAUCAAUAUUUAGAAUCAACUCUCCAAUAUUCCACUUCCACAAAUCGUGCUGACUGGAGUCAGUUCCUUACCUGGGUUGAGUGCUUAUAAAAGUCACAUUUCUGCUGCUACUAUUAUUUCUCCAUUUGGAAUAUGAUUAUCAGCUAACACUGACCUCCGACGAAAGUAUCAUCUCGGUCACCUUGGUCCAACAUCACAUCUGUCACUGCAAGAAUAUCUGGAAGAAUACCAUCACUGCUCUCAACAACACCUCGGAACUGAACAAAUGCCUCACUGACCCUAAAACACCUGCUCCCACAUACAACCCUGGCCAGAAGGUUUGGUUAUGUUUUGUGACCAAAAAAAUGUCCGUUUGAAGUUGACAUGAAGUUUCUGUGUGUGACAAACAAAGGUGUUAAACCACUUCGCCAACAUGAACACAAAAGCUAUAGAAGUUUGGGCAAGGUGAGAGUUCAUCUAUAAAACUGACUGAAGAUGCAUAUAUAAACUAAAAGCUGGGACAUUACAGACAUUUUUUAGUAUUUGUGAGCCUGCUUAUUUGUUAUUGAAUUGAAUAUAAUUUCAUAUUUUUGUACACAAUUUUUUCAGUCUAACUUUUAAAGUGAGCUGUUAUUGUUACAGGUAAAUUUUCUUAAGUAAUUGUUAGGAAAAGUUAAAUGUGAAAAAUUGGACUGAUGUUGAUAUGCAAUAGUAACACUUCUGUUAUGUUAGAUUUACCAAUAUUUUAUUUUAUCUUUUUGUGUCAGAUUACUCGAUUAAUCGUAAGAAUAAUCAAUAGAUUACUCGAUUGCUAAAUAUUCAUUUAUGAUAGCCCUAAACGCACCAUUUCCAGCAAAGAUUUGGAAUGCACCUUUGAACCAGACCCUCCAAAGCGUCCGGUCCAUAACUCAACAUGCUGUCAGCAUUUCACUAAAUGCCUAAAGAGGCAUUUAGUUUAUUUUGAUAGUUUUUAUUGGAGUUCAACAGUCAUAAUCAGAAUGUUCCCAACAGGAAGGAAUCACUGGAUUGAUUGAGCCAAUCAACACAAGAAUUACAGACCCUUGCUACUUUCUGGACUCCCCUCAUCAA